Messenger RNA from Drosophila persimilis, 766 nucleotides. It is a transcript of the gene Rap2l, whose product is annotated as ras-related protein Rap-2c. Gene Ontology annotation, molecular function: GTPase activity; GDP binding; GTP binding. The record is from RefSeq and is a predicted model, not a curated record. The coding region runs from base 151 to 699 and encodes 182 amino acids. Gene Ontology annotation, cellular component: plasma membrane. The transcript has 4 exons. Gene Ontology annotation, biological process: negative regulation of cell migration; Rap protein signal transduction. Lineage: Eukaryota; Metazoa; Arthropoda; Insecta; Diptera; Drosophilidae.
ACGCGCAAUGCCAAUCCAUCAAAAAUAUCUUUCUCUGUAAACUGUUUUUUAUUUAAAUAACAUAUACAUAAACAGUGUACAGUAUAAACACGUACAGGAGAUACAUUUGCAUCUAUAUUAUUCGCAUCUAAUACAAAAACUCGAUUAAAUAUGCGCGAAUUUAAAGUUGUUGUGCUCGGAUCUGGCGGAGUGGGUAAAUCGGCCCUUACCGUUCAAUUUGUUUCGGGAUGCUUCAUUGAAAAGUAUGAUCCUACAAUUGAGGACUUCUAUCGCAAGGAAAUAGAGGUAGACAGCUCGCCUUGUGUUUUGGAAAUAUUGGACACAGCAGGAACAGAGCAAUUUGCCUCCAUGAGAGAUCUAUAUAUCAAGAAUGGACAUGGCUUUAUUGUAAUGUAUUCACUUACGAACCAUCAAACAUUUCAGGAUAUUUCUAGUAUGAAAAAUGUCAUCACUCGUGUGAAAGGAAGUCAGCCAGCACCCAUCCUACUAGUCGCGAAUAAAUUUGAUUUAGAUUGCCAAAGAGAGGUAUCCACCGCUGAAGGUAAUGCCUUGGCACAGCUUUGGGACUGUCCAUUUAUCGAAGCAUCAGCAAAGGAUCGGAUAAACGUUAAUGAAGUAUUCGCAACCAUUGUUCGCGAGAUGAAUUUGACGCAGGAGAAUCGGCAAAAAAAGAAUUACUGUUGUUGUACGCUUUUAUAGAAAUUUUGUAAGAUUGUAAGAUUAUUAUAGUUAAAAAUAAAAAUACUAAUAUUUAAUAGAUAACGAA